AGGAGUAGGGGGCAGAGGUGCGGCCGUUCUGCAUGGACCCUGUUCUUCCCAGCCUGGAUCUGAGAUUUGUGCCCGAAAGGAUGGUCCCUUUCAGUUUCCCUCUGUCAAAGUGUGCACUUUGGGACCCAGGCCCUAUUGGUGAUGUCAUUGGCUCACAUAUUACCUAUUACAGAAACCCAAAGUUAUCUAUGAUGGAGAAAACCUUGCGACUUGCCUAUCGCCAUGCUAAGCAGAAUGAAAAGAGAUUAUUUUCUUGUUUUUUGCUUGGGACUCUUGCAGUAGAUGAAGAUGGGGAAGGCAUAACGGUAACAAUAGACCGCUUUGAUCCUGGUCGAGAAGUUGCUGGUGGAUCGGGCAAAAUUCCAACUGCGUCUCUUCCUGGAGACUUUUUGAUUCCAUGUACAGUUAAUGCCUGGGGACCUUCUUCAGAUGUUAUAGUGCAUGGUGCUGAAGAUAUCAGCUUGGCUUUGCAGGGUCUGCAGCACAGUCUGUGCAGUAAAGAAUCACUGGACCUUUCUAAACUGCUCACUGUGAGAGCUCAUAUUAUUUUCACAGAAAACCUGGAUAAUCUACAUUUUAAUUUUUACUGGGCUUCAAUUACUGCAGCAAAUAUCUUGGAAUACACCCCUGUGAAGUCUGUCCCAAUCAUUCCCACAGCCCUAGCAAGAAAUCUGAACAGUCCAAUGAAUAUUGCACAAGUUCAAGGAACAUGUAAAUGUGGCUAUCUUACUAUGGACCAGACACGAAAAUUGCUUUUGCUGCUUGAGUCUGAUCCCAAGGCUUAUGCUCUGCCAUUAGUUGGAGUUUGGCUUAGUGGAGUUACCCAUAUCUGUAGUCCUCAAGUCUGGGCCUGUUGCUUGCGGUAUUUAUUCAGUUCUUCAAUUCAGGAAAGGGUUUUUUCAGAAUCUGGGAGUUUUCUUAUUGUGCUUUAUUCGUUGACACACAAGGAACCAGAGUUUUAUGAAUGCAUCCCAUGCAGUGGACAAACUGAACUAGGGUUUCAGAUCUUAACUUGCAAUGAAACAGUGCACCUCUUCAAAAAUGUCGAACCUUCAGACAAAAGCCCUAUCCAGUUUGAAUUGAGUGCAGAAAACCAAAAUGCAGAAACUGAGUUCUUCCGCAGAGUUUGCAAGAAACUUCCUCUCAGAAGUCCUUCCCAAGGCUGUUCACCCAGCAAGUUGUCAGCAAGUGAUCAUGACUCUGGUGUAGAAGAUGAGGAUUUAUCACCCAGACCAAUUCCAAGUCCUCACCCAGUGAGUCAACAGGUUACCAGGAUCUUUCCUUCAGUUCCUGAACUGUCACUUGUUUUGGAUGGGAGUUUCACAGAAUCAGGACAGUCAUCUAAGCCUAUGGGGACUUCAAAUGCUAAAAGUCAACCCACAGCACUACAUCAGCCUAUUAAAAAGAAAUGGUGCUUGGAAUCUGCAUAUUACCCCACCCAGCACUCUGAAGACAAGCAAAACUUUUCUGCUAAUAUGGGAGAUCCCUCUUUAAGGCAACUACCAAACCAUUUAAAUCAGAAAAUUCCAAUCUCAAGGCCUUCCAGAGGAAAGCAAGCUCCUCUACAGCAACCCUUUCACCCUAAGAAAGCUUGCCCUCCAUCAAGAAAAAGUUCAGGAUCAUCUUCUCCUUCAACCCCUUGUAGUGGGCCUUCCCCAGAUACAUCUGCACAUCACCCCAGAAAGCCAUCAGAGAGGCUUGUGUUAAAUCCCAACGGAGUAUCCCAGCAGGGAGAGCCUCCAAUUAGAACAUCAAUAUCCAAUUCUAAGCAGCUUCCUGCUGCUACGCAGCCAGUCCUCUGCAACUCUGUGUUUUCACCACAGAUCUGCAGAAGACCACCAGACCUGCAGGUGUCAGCUCAAGUGCCACCUUGCUGUCCAGCUGGUGCAUGUGCCUGUCAAUGUCCUGCUUCCCUUCAGUAUCACCCGAUAAACUCAUGGCAAGGAAUUGGUAAAAUGAGCCCCCAACAUGGAGCAGAAAUCCAAUCCGAGAUGGCUCAGCAGAAUCCGUGUACAGUGCUGCAUCAAAACAUCAUUUGUCCAAAUGUUUGCUGCAAUCCAGGAUAUACCACAAGCAGCCCUAUAAGCAUGAGAUGUCAUGGGAGAACGGGAAGCUGUUCUCUCGACAAUAGCUUAUCGCCUGGAAUAAGACUGCCUUCAAGUGCAAGCCCCUCUAGUCCACAGUUUUGUGCAGCCCACUUACCGUGCCUGCACAUGCCUGCUUCUAAAGCAGGAUCAGAUAAUGGAAUGAUGGGAUUAUCUCCAGAUGCAUACCGAGUUCUUACAGAACAAGAUAGACAACUCAAAUUACUUCAAGCUCAGAUCCAACGCUUACUGGAAGCUCAGGCUCAUCAGGGUUGUUCCUCAGAUCCAGCUGCAACUGGCCAUGCUCUGCAGCCUGAGAAGCAAGGGGAUGUUGUUUCUAUGGAAACACCAUCCUCAUCCGGCCCACACAUGAGGAGAAGUGUGAGCGUGGCUGUGAGCACAGGUGCUAGCUUAUUUUGGAAUACAGCCUCAGAAAAACAAGACGACUCCACACCACAAGGGAAAAAAGAGGAUGAAGAGAUUUCUAAGGAAGACAUAAGCAUUUCAAUUAAUGCUGAACAAGAUGCAAGUAACACAAGUAUUGCUUCUUCCUUAAAGGUGGUUGACAUGCCCAGCUUUGUAGACAGUAUUCACCUUGUGGAAGAAGGAACUAAUCAGAACACUCUCCAAAAUGGAAAUGUUUCCCAAGCACUUGUUCGGAGUUCAUCCUUGGAAGGAAGUAUUAGCGUGUGUUUAGAGAAAGAACCAACAGAGGGAGCCAGCAACCACGUGGUGGUAACAAGUGAGCAGAGCUCGGAGCCACCCGCCUCGUUGCUGCCUCGGAAUCCAUCAGAGGAGCAGAAGCUUUACCAGGACUUAUUGGGCCAAGUAAACCACCUCCUGAAGUCCUCAGAAGAGCAAAAUCACUUGCCUGUAAAAUCUGGCUUCAUUAAUAAUGAUGGCCCUAAGUAUCAGGAUAUUGAUGCUACAACAGAAAUGGCUUCAGAGACUGACAGGGAAGCGGUGGACAAAGAGAGUGUGAUCAGUGCCACGCUGAAACAGCUGAAGAGUCUUGGAGUGACAAUUGACUCGCCUGGCAAAUUGAAGAAAAACACCCACAAAGUGGAGAAUGCCAGCAUUUUAGCCUGCAUAAAUCCUGAAGCAGUGGUUCCUGGACUAAACUAUAUGUCGUUUGCCAAUGUCAGCAUGUGUGGCUUAACUCCUAAUGUUGUUGACCUGAGCAUGGAAGCAAAUGCUAUAGCACUCAAGUAUCUCAGUGAGAAUCAGUUAUCUCGACUAUCCCUCAGUCGCUCAGGCCAAAACCCUCCUGUAGAUCUCUCUUUCCAGGACAUCUUGCAUACAAAUAUGGACAAGAGCAUGGUGGGUCUUAGCUUAAUUUCACCAAACAAUAUGUCUUUUGCAACCAAGAAGUACAUGAAGCGAUAUGGGCUGAUACAGGGCAACGACAGCAGUGAAGACGAAGAGGAACUGCAGGUUCGAGAUGGCAAUUCUGGCACUGUCAAAAGUGAAAGCACACUGGACAAAAACUGUGUGUUGGAAGGUUUCACACACCAGACUGAAUUACCCAGAAGAAUUGAUGGAAAGCUUCCAGUUCAUCUAAAAAGUCACAGCAGAGAGCUGAGUGCCAGUGCUUCUCCAGCAUUAAACAGCCCUGUAUUAAAAAAUAUUACAAAUGAAAUGUUUCCUCCUAGAACAGAUCAAGCAGAUGAGAACUCAGUUCAGAUUUUAAAGGAUUUAAAAUCAAAACCUAAAUUGUUACCUGGGAGGGUUGAAUUCACUGAACAACCUGGCAGGAAGGAAGAAGGAGAUGCUCAGGUCUUCCCCGGAAAUCUGCAUAGUCCACUCCUUGAAACAUUAAACCAGUCAAACAGCAUGAAUUCUGUUGGCACCAUUCUUGAUGUGAAACAACUCAGGCAAUUGCCCAAGUUGUUCUGAACGUCCCCCGAGGUGGUUUCAACUCUGGAUUUCUCCCUAAAAGACUGCAGGAAACCGAGGAUUAAGUUAUCUUUGAAGAGGUCACUCUGUGGUAGCAGUAUCAGACUUGCAGAACAGUGUUUUCAGCCCAGGCUGGGGACAGUCACCUCUGAGUGCCUGGCUGAGGAGGUGCUGAUCAGCACUGCAGUAUGUGUGCACUUUUGUUUACAGUUUGGUGUGAUUUUUAAGGUAUCUAAAAGGCAAAUCAACCUGAGCCCAAGAUAUUCUCUUAACCUGCUUUUAACAAUGCUUAUUUAAAUGUUCUUCCGUUGACUCUUUUAAAACACUGACUUUUACACGUUUGUGCCACGUGAGCCAUCGCCAUUGUGCGAGGCAGAGCAGGGCUACCUGAGCUAAAGCACUAACUUCUAGGAAUGAGCUGAAAUGGUUGGAUUACUGG
Neopsephotus bourkii (Bourke's parrot) is the source of this 4419-nucleotide messenger RNA. It is a transcript of the gene STIL, whose product is annotated as STIL centriolar assembly protein. Gene Ontology annotation, cellular component: centrosome; centriole. The record is from RefSeq and is a predicted model, not a curated record. NCBI's taxonomy places the organism in Eukaryota, Metazoa, Chordata, Aves, Psittaciformes, Psittacidae. Gene Ontology annotation, biological process: centrosome duplication; smoothened signaling pathway; protein localization to centrosome. The transcript has 16 exons. The coding region runs from base 33 to 3980 and encodes 1315 amino acids.